Molecule: messenger RNA, 779 nt
Organism: Cyprinodon tularosa
Lineage: Eukaryota; Metazoa; Chordata; Actinopteri; Cyprinodontiformes; Cyprinodontidae
Product: cholecystokinin-like
Exons: 4
Coding region: 92-487 (131 amino acids)
Biological process (GO): digestion
Cellular component (GO): axon; extracellular region
Molecular function (GO): neuropeptide hormone activity
Source: RefSeq, a predicted model, not a curated record
UCCACUUUCUCUCAGCCUGAACAUUGGAGCAAAACUCAGCACCUCCAGAUCAUCCUCUUCUGGUCUAUGCCAACAACUGAAGUAUCCAGUCAUGAAUGUAGGCAUCUAUGUGUGUGUUAUCCUGGCCGCCUUGUCCAGUGGCUCCCUGAGUCUGCCUUCACAGUCAAUGAGAGCUGAGAGUUCUGCUCGCCUAACAGAAAGCCUCCAUGCUCCGUCACCCAACCAAGCACGCCAGGUCCGCUCGGCUCCAGAGCCACCAUCAGACCAGUUUACCCACUACAGCCAGCUCCGUGAGAACGAAGAGGCUCCAAACAGCCUGAGCAAGCUCCUGGCCAGACUCAUCUCCAGGAAAGGCUCUCCAUUGCAGAUCAGAUCCUCUCUCAGCAGCAGAGCUGUGGCGCCCAGCCACAGGAUAAAGGACAGAGAUUACCUCGGCUGGAUGGACUUUGGACGACGUAGUGCAGAAGAGUAUGAAUAUUCUCCGUGAAGCCACAGUCGGGCUUUCCUUCAUCCCCCGUCACAGCUCCCAACAGCCCUCGGUUAAAGCCAGCAAAAUCACAUAGCAAUUUCUAUCUUUCACAUUUCAUUUAAAUUAGGAUCCUGGAAUGAGAUCAGAUUCAAAAAUGUACAGAAUAAAGCAGAUUAUGGUAAAUAUUUUAAUUCUGAUGAUAGACAUUUAGAAGAUUUAACCGCAGUAUUUUUUAAUCUCUGAUUAUUUCUUCUGCCCCUCAAAAUAAAUCAUUUCAUUAAAGAGAGAAUCUCUGUCAAGUCUUAAACCA